This is a messenger RNA of Loa loa (African eye worm), 2535 nucleotides long. RefSeq lists its product as hypothetical. Gene Ontology annotation, biological process: vesicle-mediated transport; endosomal vesicle fusion; autophagy. Bases 1 to 2535 code for a protein of 844 amino acids. The record is from RefSeq and is a predicted model, not a curated record. NCBI's taxonomy places the organism in Eukaryota, Metazoa, Nematoda, Chromadorea, Rhabditida, Onchocercidae. Gene Ontology annotation, cellular component: membrane; cytoplasm. The transcript has 16 exons.
AUGGUGGAUGAAUAUUAUCGACUGAUUCAUGUUUUUGAAACGGUUUCGGUUUUUGCACCGAGUGAAAAGGUAACUUGUGUUGAUGGAACAUCAAGAGCGCUAUUUGUUGGUACUUCACAGGGACGCAUUUUGCUUGUGAAUCUUUCUACAAAGAAUGUGAUUAAUGCGUUGCAACUUUCAACGAAUGCUCCCAUUGCACGAAUAGUGGCUGCCACAGCACUUGAUUAUCUUAUUGUUCUGUCAGCGUCCACCAUCUUUAAUAUAGAAAUAAAGACAUUGAAGCCAAUUAGCUCAAGCGCAGCGUCGAACAUAGCUCAUUUGGCACUGAAUAAGGAUCCAGUAGUAGCAGAUCCAUUUGCCUUACAGUUUGCUUUAGUUACGAACAAUCGUUACAUUCUAGUUUGUGAAAGUAAGGCAGAUAAUUUGGUAAUUCAACAAGAGAUACGAACUGAAGACAAUGUGGUUGCUUUGUCGUAUAAUAAAUAUGGCAUAUGCUAUGCUCUGCCCAAUGCUUAUUUUGUCUAUAAUAUCCUGGAAAACAAAACUCUGUCGUUGUUUCCGUACGACUCACAAGCUAUACUUCCUAUCAUUAUAAACAUAGAUUCGGAGGAAUUUCUGGUGAAUGGUAUGCAAGGCUUAGGCGUUUUCGCAACAUCAGAAGGUGUUUCAUCGCGACCACCGUUAUUCUGGGGUCUGACUUCUAUCGUAUCAUUUGCUUAUCGUUCACCACAUGUCUUUGUUCUAACAGCGUCAUCGAUUACCGUUUACAGUUCCGAACAGUCAGUUGUUCUGCAAAGGUGGCCCUUCACUACUGGAACGUUAUUGGAGUGUAUUGAUGGACAAUUGUCAGAAGCUCUUGCCGAUAGUGGAGAGUUGGAUGAAGCAUUGAGAUUUGCUGAAAAUGCUGUUUCCAAUGGGCAGUAUGACGAAGCAGAAAUACUGAAAUUCAAUGAGUUAAAACAGAAAGUGGCCUUAAUGCUUUUCAAACGGGAAGAAUUUGAAAAAUUUUACGGUUUGGCUGUGUUAUCCGAAUUAGAUCCUCGUGCGGUUUUGAUAUCAUUUGAAUUUUUGCUUCCGUUCCCAUCAGGGUUUCGAUCAGAGCUAAGCAAGGAGAUCACAGAGUCAUCAAAAGAAGCUUCCGAUGAUUGCGUUAUGGAAGGAUCCGUUCAACUUAUAACUUUUUUGGAACAUUAUUUGAGAACGACCAGAAAAUUUCAUUGGACCGCUGGAUUUCGUCGGGAUAUUGACGCUCUAUUACUAAGAUUGAUAUCACUACGACAAGACGCACUAGAUGCUGAGGAUAUGUCAUUAAAUCUUCAUUGCACAUUUGACGACUGCAAUGAAUGGAUGCGGAAACAUAAGCACCGGAAAUUCCUUAUUACCAUUGCAUUUUGCCUCUUAGAUUUUGAUAACGCACUUGCAAUAAGUCAAGAAUUAUAUAAUGAGAAUCUUUGGGAUGAUGGAAUUGCCAAAUUGUGUCUGCAGUUCUUUCCAAGAUUUAAUUCAGAACGAACGAUAUUAGGUUGGGUUGAAUUUUUGCUCGAAGUUCGCCAGGAUGAUGUAAUCGACGGUCUGAGAAGAUGUCCGGUCAAAUUAGACCACAGGAAAAUUGUACGAAUCUUGCAACGAAAGCGGAACACGCUUAUCAAAUAUCUUGAAGGAAUUACAUCCCUCCAAAAUAUCGAAUUCCAUUCAAUGUUAUUUUCAAUGUACGUAGACGAAAUCAACGCGUUAUUGGGCGAAGGUGGAGAAAGCGAAAAAUCAUGCAGGAGAAAGCUACGUACCUUCCUUCUUCAGCCAAAUAAGCUAAAUUUAUUGGACACGUGCGCGGUUCUUAAAAGUUAUCCGCACUUUGCUGUCGAACUAACCCUGCUUGAGGGUGUUAAGGACAAAGGUUCUAUUGAAUGCCUGGAAAAAUUACUCAAUGACCACAAAGAUUACGAUGCAGCCGAAUUAUUCUGUAUUUACACAGAUACAUCGGAGCACGUUUUGAGAUUGACACUUCUGAAGUUCUAUCUACGAAAUGUCGCGUCUCAGCCGGAAUUUGGAUCACGUAUAACCAAUUUACUGAACACACCCAGUUUCACCUCAAAUGGAACUGAAAUAAUGCAAAAUAUCCCGAAGGAAUGGUCAUUAUCGUCAAUUCUUUGUUUCGCAGAAGGUACCGUAUUAUCAACAAAAGACCGAUCUCACUGUCAGCAACUGAAGAAAAAGGCGCUAAAAGCACUCUCAAAAGAAGCGCUGAAAGCUGCUCAGCUACAUAUUCAAAUUGAUGAAAAAACAACAUGUACUGCAUGCGGAGCACCAAUCAGUAACGAAGACGCUGCAUGCUACCCAAAUUCAAGCCAGUCUAGUAAUUGUGCGAAUCGAACAGAAUCUGAUGAGCUUCCUAGAAGAGCCUUGGACGACUGUGUCGGUGGUGUCUACCAGAAUGUAAUGGAUAUUCUAGAUUGUGGACAACUGCAUGACGGACAUGUUCAAUACCACUGCUGUUCACUCCUAUCAGAAACAUUGUCCACAAGAAAAGAUUUCUAA